AUGGUCGAUCAGAAGCUUAGCGGCCGACAAAUGAUGGAGCUCUUUUAUACUGAAGUCGACCAAGCUUUAUCGAUUGAGGAGAAGGCAAAUGCUCCCUCUCUUUUCCGUUGCAAGUGUGGUACAACACGUUCACAACGUCUUAAGAGCGGAUAUACGAAUUUGGUGCAACAUGUGAUGUUCAAACACAAAGACUGGGUGGUAGCUGCCUCACGUGGCAUCUAUCCGACAUCGAUAUUGACUUCAUCACAUUCUGAAAAGCUUAAACGUAAGAGAAACGCGACUUUAAAAGUUGCUCAGAGCAGUGAGAAAAAGCCAAAGACGCUUAAUAAGGUGAAGACAUUGCAAUCGACUACAUCAACAGUCAUACAAAAACGUUCAAAUUAUCUUUCAUGGGAGGAUUAUUUUAUGAGUGUCGCUUUUCUCAGUGCUAUGCGUUCGAAAGAUCCGUCAACCCAAGUUGGAGCAUGCAUUGUGAGUUCCGAACGAAAGAUUGUUGGAAUUGGCUACAAUGGAUUCCCAAAUGGCUGUGGUGACGAUGAUUUACCGUGGGCACGUGAGAGUCAAACUAAUUCACAUCUUGAUACUAAGUAUCCGUAUGUUUGUCAUGCAGAGAUGAAUGCUAUUCUGAAUAAAAAUUCGACUGACGUAAAGGGAUGCACGAUAUACGUGGCACUUUUUCCUUGUAAUGAAUGUGCCAAGCUUAUCAUUCAGAGUGGCAUCUCGCGCGUUAUUUACUGUUCUGAUAAGUACAACAGCGACUGGAAGUUCGUGGCUUCACGUCGGCUCUUUGACAUGGCCGGUGUGCAAUAUAUGCAGCACAAGCUUGAGCUCUCGAAGGUCGUGAUCGAUUUUACUUCCGUCAUAUGA
Molecule: messenger RNA, 867 nt
Organism: Plasmopara halstedii
Lineage: Eukaryota; Oomycota; Peronosporomycetes; Peronosporales; Peronosporaceae
Product: deoxycytidylate deaminase
Exons: 7
Coding region: 1-867 (288 amino acids)
Biological process (GO): dUMP biosynthetic process; dTMP biosynthetic process
Cellular component (GO): cytoplasm
Molecular function (GO): dCMP deaminase activity; zinc ion binding
Source: RefSeq, a predicted model, not a curated record